This is a messenger RNA of Bursaphelenchus xylophilus (pine wood nematode), 912 nucleotides long. The record is from the annotation of a GenBank genome assembly. NCBI's taxonomy places the organism in Eukaryota, Metazoa, Nematoda, Chromadorea, Rhabditida, Aphelenchoididae.
AUGUAUGCAAAUGCGCCCAUAAAAGGGACUCAUCCCUCUCCAACCUUUUCUAGUCAUCCCAUCUCCACCAUGCCUACUGGAUGCAACAAACCCUGGCUGAUCUGUGCGGUCUUCUUCUUUGCAGGUAUCUAAAAUCAUAAAGACUAAUGAUCUCAGUGAUCAUUGUAGGGUUGGCUAUAAUGGUAAAUGCAAUUCCGACGGCUUCCGGACCUGGGAAGACCGAGCCGGAUGAGAGGAUCAGCUCUCACGUACUUGAUAUAUCCAAUGGAAGCCCAGCAAAAGGCGUCAAAUUGGUUAGCUUUAAGUACAACGACAGUACCCAGAGAUGGGUGGAGCUGCGCGAAACGUGAGUUCAUCUUAUAAUUAUAUGCCCACAAUCCAUUUAUAAUACUCGGACAAACAGUGUAGCCUCAGAAUAAUAUACUGUCUUCGAAAAUAUAAUUAAACCUAUUAUUAUUGUAAAUUCGGACAGACUAAUUGGCGAGUAUAUUAACUUACGCCGAGAGAGCCAGCCUUCUGCGCUCUUGACAUUAUCCUGAACGCCUAUUAAGGUUACAUCCAAAGGCACUGUCAUCCCAAGUUAGGAAACCUUCCCUUCAGUCUAAUAAGAUUAAAUGAUCUGUGAAAUAGUAUAAUGACGAUUAACCUUAGAGUAACUGAUGCGAAUGGAAGAGUAAAUUCAGUCCAUCCGGGUCUACCAUUGGACACCGGAAUCUACAAGAUCACUUUCCAUGUACAAGAAUACUUCGACAACCUCAAUCAAUCUACUUUUUACCCGCAAAUUGAUGUGAGUACUACACUUAUUUUGUUAUCUUACUUUAGGUGGUGUUCCGAGUAACCGAUGCCAACCUCAAACUGCAUGUCCCUCUGACAUUGAGCAACUUUGGAUACUCGACCUACAAAGGCCAAUAG